Myxocyprinus asiaticus (Chinese sucker) is the source of this 1119-nucleotide messenger RNA. Its product is annotated as myogenic factor 5-like. The record is from RefSeq and is a predicted model, not a curated record. Gene Ontology annotation, biological process: muscle organ development; regulation of transcription by RNA polymerase II; positive regulation of myoblast differentiation. The coding region runs from base 9 to 728 and encodes 239 amino acids. The transcript has 3 exons. Lineage: Eukaryota; Metazoa; Chordata; Actinopteri; Cypriniformes; Catostomidae. Gene Ontology annotation, molecular function: protein dimerization activity; RNA polymerase II cis-regulatory region sequence-specific DNA binding; DNA-binding transcription factor activity, RNA polymerase II-specific.
UUCCAACCAUGGACGUAUUCUCCACAUCCCAGGUCUACGACAGCACUUGUGCCUCAUCCCCUGAAGCUUUGGAGUUUGGAACCGGAGGGGAACUUGCUGGAUCCGAGGAGGAUGAACACGUUCGGGCACCUGGGGCCCCGCACCAGCCUGGUCACUGCCUGCAGUGGGCCUGCAAAGCUUGCAAGCGCAAAUCCAGCACGGUGGACCGCCGGAGAGCCGCCACCAUGAGGGAACGCCGCAGGUUGAAGAAGGUGAACCACGCUUUUGAGGCUCUACGCCGUUGCACGUCCGCCAAUCCCAGCCAGCGGCUUCCCAAGGUGGAGAUCCUGAGGAACGCCAUUCAGUAUAUCGAGAGCCUUCAAGAGCUGCUCCGGGAACAGGUAGAGAACUACUACAACCUGCCUACAGAGAGUAGCUCGGAGCCUGCCAGUCCAUCAUCUUGCUGUUCUGAAAGCAUGGUUGACUGCAACAGUCCUGUUUGGCCUCAGAUGAGUCCACACUUUGGGAAUAACUACAACUAUGAUGCACAAAUUGCUAGUAUAGUAGACAGAACUCCCGGAACAUCUAGUUUGCAGUGUUUGUCCAGCAUUGUGGACAGGUUGUCCUCAGUAGACACAGGAGUUGCUGUGGGAAUGAGGAAUAUGGUUGCUCACUCACCAAUUGGAAGUGACUCCCAGUCCAGUUCUCCAGACAGUCCCAGCAACAGACCAGUCUACCAUGUCCUGUGAGAAUGAUGGAGACACUCCAACCUGGUUCUGUCCUGGCCAACGUGGAAUCUGCACCUCCAGAAUUGGAACAUUCUUCAUUCACAAAGUUCUACACAUCCCUGCCCAUUGUGCGUUUGUUAAUUAAGUAUUUGGGCUAAUUUGAUAAUGAUUUCAGUUACCAAUACGUGUGUAGUCCUCUCAGCUCUUUUUACUGUAACAUAUCUGACCAUACUGUGGUCCAUUCCGUAGAAUUCCACAGAUUUGCCCCAGACUCUGUCUGGGCCUGGUUGGUACUUGGCUCAAAAGAUCUGGCUUUACUGUGACUUGCUUAAUGCUGCCAAACUAUCCAUGAACCUUUAAAUACUACUGUAAAGUACAGACAGUAUGGAUCUUGCUUUUUCACCAUGUUGGC